Molecule: messenger RNA, 1575 nt
Organism: Rangifer tarandus platyrhynchus (Svalbard reindeer)
Lineage: Eukaryota; Metazoa; Chordata; Mammalia; Artiodactyla; Cervidae
Source: the annotation of a GenBank genome assembly
AUGGUGCCGCCACGACACCAUCCCGGGGCAGGAAGGCCAGGUGCGCUGAGUUCUUCACCUCCGUUUAGACUCAGAUCUGCUAAGUUUUCAGGCAUUGUUCUUCAAGAUCUCAGAAAGGCCUUUAAAAUAAGACUGCAAAUGGUGUGUGUGUUUAUCAUGAACCGAAUGAAUUCCCAGAGCAGUGGUUUCACUCAGCGGAAGCGAAUGGCUCUUGGGAUUGUUAUUCUCCUACUUGUUGAUGUGAUAUGGGUUGCAUCCUCAGAACUUACUUCGUAUGUUUUUACUCAGUACAACAAACCAUUCUUCAGCACCUUUGCAAAAACGUCUAUGUUUGUUCUGUACCUUUUGGGCUUUAUAGUUUGGAAGCCAUGGAGACAACAGUGUACAAGAGGAUUUCGAGGAAAGCAUGCUACUUUUUUUGCAGAUGCUGAAGGGUACUUUGCUGCUUGCACAACAGAUACAACUAUGAAUAGUUCUUUGAGUGAACCUCUGUAUGUUCCUGUGAAAUUUCAUGAUCUUCCAAGUGAAAAACCUGAGAACACAAACAUUGAUACUGAAAAAAUUCCCAAAAAGUCUCGUGUAAGAUUUAGUAAUAUUAUGGAGAUUCGACAACUUCCAUCAAGCCAUGCAUUGGAAGCUAAGUUGUCUCGAAUGUCAUAUCCUACUGUGAAAGAACAAGAAUCCUUACUCAAAACUGUGGGGAAACUUACAGCAACUCAAGUAGCAAAAAUUAGCUUUUUUUUUUGCUUUGUGUGGUUUUUGGCAAAUUUGUCAUAUCAAGAAGCACUUUCAGACACACAAGUUGCUAUAGUUAAUAUUUUGUCCUCAACUUCUGGACUUUUUACCUUAAUCCUUGCUGCAAUGUUUCCAAGUAACAGUGGCGAUAGAUUCACUCUUUCUAAACUUCUAGCUGUAAUCUUAAGCAUUGGAGGUGUUGUGCUGGUAAAUCUGUCAGGAUCUGAAAAAUCUCCUGGAAGAAACACAAUAGGUUCCAUUUGGUCUCUUGUUGGAGCCAUGCUCUAUGCUGUUUAUAUUGUUAUGAUUAAGAGAAAAGUAGACAGAGAAGAUAAGUUGGAUAUUCCAAUGUUCUUUGGUUUUGUAGGUCUCUUUAAUCUGCUGCUCUUAUGGCCAGGUUUCUUUUUACUACAUUAUACUGGAUUUGAGGACUUUGAGUUCCCCAAUAAAGUAGUGUUAAUGUGCAUUGUCAUUAAUGGCCUUAUUGGAACAGUGCUCUCAGAGUUCCUGUGGUUGUGGGGCUGCUUUCUUACCUCAUCAUUGAUAGGCACACUUGCACUAAGCCUUACAAUACCUCUAUCCAUAAUAGCUGACAUGUGUAUGCAAAAGGUGCAGUUUUCUUGGUUAUUUUUUGCAGGCGCUAUUCCUGUAUUUUUUUCAUUUUUUAUUGCAACUCUCCUGUGCCAUUACAAUAAUUGGGAUCCUGUGAUGGUGGGAAUCAGAAGAAUUUUUGCCUUCAUAUGCAGAAAACAUCGAAUUCAGAAGGUUCCAGAAGACAGUGAACAGUGUGAGAGUCUCAUUCCUAUGCAUGGUGUUUCUCAGGAGGAUGGAGCUAGUUAG